This is a messenger RNA of Lycium barbarum (goji berry), 631 nucleotides long. RefSeq names its product agamous-like MADS-box protein AGL61. Gene Ontology annotation, biological process: regulation of transcription by RNA polymerase II. Gene Ontology annotation, molecular function: DNA-binding transcription factor activity, RNA polymerase II-specific; protein dimerization activity; RNA polymerase II cis-regulatory region sequence-specific DNA binding. The transcript has a single exon. NCBI's taxonomy places the organism in Eukaryota, Viridiplantae, Streptophyta, Magnoliopsida, Solanales, Solanaceae. The record is from RefSeq and is a predicted model, not a curated record. The coding region runs from base 42 to 554 and encodes 170 amino acids.
UAAACAUAUAAUUUUCUUUAUCCUUCCUCAAAAAGAAAGUUAUGGCAGAUAAAAAGCCAGUAGGACGUCAAAAGAUCCCUAUAGCCAAAAUAGAAAAAGAAAAUGCCCGAUACGCAACAUUUUCAAAGCGUCGGAAAGGUUUGUACAAAAAAGCUAGCGAAUUGAUUGGGCAAUAUGACGAUCUUGAUAUAGGAAUAAUAAUGUUUUCACCCACCGGUAAGCCUUACUCUUUUUCUCACCCUACGGUUGAUGCUGUUAUUGAUCGCUUUUUAUAUCCAAAUAUGUUGUCAAGUGAAAGUAAUCGCCUUGCUGCUGAAAACUCUCGCAACAAAGUGAAGGAACUACAAGUUAAACUUGACGACUAUGAUAUCACAGAAAAUGAUGAGACUGACGAGACAAAUAGGUGGGACUCCAUCGAAGAAUUUGAUGCAGAGGAAAUCAAAAAAGAUAAGAUUUGGUUUAAGUCCAUUGAUGAGAUGUUGAAAAAUCGUUUGAUACAGUUAGAAAACGGUGCUUCUCCCUCUGCACAAGCCGCUCCAAAAGAUGCUAACUAAGCAUACACUGAUUUCUCAUAUAUUGAAGCCUUGUGUAAUGAAAUAAUUAAGUUUAAAUUCAUAUAUCUUGAAGUUUA